Molecule: messenger RNA, 2418 nt
Organism: Salvia splendens (bonfire salvia)
Lineage: Eukaryota; Viridiplantae; Streptophyta; Magnoliopsida; Lamiales; Lamiaceae
Product: ferric reduction oxidase 7, chloroplastic
Exons: 7
Coding region: 66-2246 (726 amino acids)
Cellular component (GO): plasma membrane
Molecular function (GO): ferric-chelate reductase activity
Source: RefSeq, a predicted model, not a curated record
GUAGACGAAAUUCCAUAUCCUAGAAAAGCCCUUUUGGCAUUUCCAUGAGAUUUUGUUAGCCAAAAAUGGAGGAGAAAUCAAGCAAACAGCCUCUUCUCUCAAGAAAUGAGAAUUUGAAGGCCACACCUAAUUUUCUUGUUUCAUCAACAAAAUGGAUCUUAAAAGUUUCAAUGUGGGUGAUUUUCAUUGCAUGGGCUUCUCUCAUAUUUCUCUAUCCAUCCGAUGCUGUCCAUAAACCUUAUCUCAAAUUGAUUCAAGCUAUGAACACCCCUAUGUUCGGAGUGUCAGGAGGUGUAUUCCUAAUUUACAGUGCUCCGGUGCUGCUCAUUGCGUUUCUUGCUAGUGCAUACAUCUAUUUACAAGACGAAGAAGACGAGAAUCAUGGGAAGAAGAGUGGAAAGCAGGCAAGGCUGAGGCUGUGGACGAUGCCGAUUCUGGUGGAUGGGGCGUUUGGAGUGGUGUCGGCGGGGGAGGUGAUCGGAAUCGCGGUGUUUACGACUUACGUAGUGUGGGCGAUUUAUGCAGAAUUUGUGAAGAAUUUUGAGGUGCUGCCCUUAUUUCAUCUGCCUAAUCAUGAAGAGAGGAUAUUCAUGAUAGAACUAAUGGGCCUAAGGUUGGGUGUGAUCGGAUUAUUCUGCGUCGCCCUUCUGUUUCUGCCAGUUGCUCGAGGCUCACUUCUUCUCCGCCUCAUCGACAUCCCCUUCGAGCAUGCUGCCCGAUAUCACGUCUGGCUCGGCCAUCUCACUAUGAUCCUCUUCACUCUCCAUGGCCUUUUCUACGCCAUCGCAUGGACCAUCGAAGGCCGCCUUCUCGAUCAACUAAUGGAAUGGAAAAACAUAGGCGUGGCGAAUCUUCCUGGUGUGAUCAGCCUUGCAGCUGGUUUGCUCAUGUGGGUCACAUCUCUUCCUGGUGUUAGGAGAGUCAACUUCGAGCUCUUCUUCUACACCCACCAAUUAUACGUCGUCUUUGUCGUCUUCAUGGCCUUACACAUCGGCAGCCUCAGCUUCUGCUACGUUGCAGCCGGAAUAUUCCUCUUCAUGCUCGACCGUUUCCUCCGUUUCUGCCAGUCCCGGAGGACUGUCGACGUCCUCUCCGCCCGAUCCUUCCCUUGCGGCACUCUCGAACUAGUCCUCUCCAAACCACCAAAUUUGCACUACAACGCGCUUGGUUGGAUAUUUCUCCAAGUCCGGGAGCUCUCUUGGCUUCAAUGGCAUCCCUUCAGCGUGUCGUCGAGCCCUCUCGACGGUGAUCAUCAUCUGGCGGUGCUGAUAAAGGUUUUGGGAGACUGGACUCAGAAAUUAGAACAACGCAUCUCUGAGAAAGAUUCCAAGCUGAAGGUGUCUGUAGAGGGGCCUUACGGCCAUGAAUCCGCGUAUCAUUUGAAGUACGAGAAUCUGAUACUUGUGGCAGGCGGCAUUGGGAUAUCACCUUUCUUGGCUAUGUUGAGUGAUAUUCUGCAGAGGAUGAAUGACGGCAAGCCUUGCCUACCCACAAACGUGCUCAUCGUUUGGGCCGUCAAGCAGACGGAUGAGCUUCCUCUCCUGCAAACAGUUGUGGGCAUGGACAACUUCAACCUAUCCUUAAAUCUUGAAAUCCAGACUUAUGUCACUCGCCAGUCGCAGCCUUCACUCGAAGAGGGUAAGCCACCAUCAUUAGAGGCAAUUCAUCCUGACUCCUUCUCCCCUGCUUCCGAGUCCAAGGGGUGUGGAAUGUCGGUGCUGGUAGGAACCGGAAACAUUUUAUGGUCGGGGAUGUACGUGUCGGUCUCGACAGUUGGUCUAGUAGCGACGGUGGCAUUGGUGAACACCUUCUACGUCAAUCCCUACAAUGUGGAGUAUACUUGGUAUAAAGGCCUUCUAUUGCUCCUCUGCAUGACCCUAAGCGUCCUUGUUUUCGGUGGCGUGCUUAUCAUUUUCUGGCAUUUUUGGGAGAUGAAAACUCGCAGCCUUCAAAAUGUGUCCGACAAUAAGACAAAUACAAAGACAAAGACGAAGAGAGAGGUGCUGCACAAGGCUUCGUCCAAGGAGCAACAAUACCUCAGCACUAUUCGUUAUGGUCAGAGACCCGACUUUCCAGGAAUAUUUGGAGCAAUGAGAGAUCGAUGGGGGUGUGUUGACAUAGGUGUGGUUGUUUGCGGGCCUUCGACUCUUCAAACCAGUGUUGCUAAGGAGUGUAGGACGCAGAAUCUCGGUCGACGAUCUAACCAGCCCGUCUUCCAUUUCAACAGCCAUAGUUUCGACCUUUAAACCAUCACUAACUAUAUGAAAAAUACUGCUACAUGUGUACUAGGUGAUGUGGUGCUUUCCCUUGGUAAACAUAUUUCAAUUUUAAAUAUGUAUAUCGGCUGCUAGCCUACAAGUACAUGUAAACUAGAAGAAAUAUAUUCAUAUUCAUAUAUUUGUACAAAAGAAAAAAAUA